AUUCAGCUAUCUAGCUUCUUGGUGUUUUUGUUCUUUUGGGGCCCGUCCCGCUCUUUACACAAUUCAUUUAGAUUAAUUGAGAACGUUAGCUAAGGAAGAAAGGUUGGAAUCUCGCGUGAAAGUGGUGCCAUGGAGAUCUAAUCGUUGCAAGAUUGAAGCAAGAAUUUUAACUGAUAAUGCCAAGACAAGAGCGACCACUUCGGUGAAUUCUAGUUCUUGCUUGUCCCUUUCGUUUGUGUAUUUUGGCCUUAAACCAAGACUCUAUCAUAGUUAGUACUUUUAGAAACAAAGCGUGACCGACGCAAAUCUCGAAAACCAAAUGAGACUUUUUGCGUUAGGACUAUUUCUCUUAUUGACCUGGGUAACAGAAUCGUCAGGAAAUAAAAGAGCCCAUCAUAGUUCCCAUUCUCGUACCCAUGUGCGUCGUUCAGUACAUGAGGACCAUGGUAAAACCAAAGAUUCUUCCAAACGCCUAUACGAGAUGUUGGUGAGAAGGAACAUACUGACAAGACGAAGAAGAGAACUCAUGACAGGUCCACCCACGAAAACUAAGGUGGAGAUAAAAUUCAAAAAGAAAUGGCUCGAGGAAAUGUCCGACAGCCAGAGUUCUCAGUAUAAGCUGAUGGAUGGAAAUAUUGUUGAUGCAAUAACGACAGAGCUCAUUGGGGACACAAACUACCUCAGUUCUGCGGUAAUGACGUUAAAAAGUUCCAAUGAACCUACCUCAAGCGUUUUAGCAGACAUCGAGCUGCAGUUUGUAUCGGACGAGCUGGAUCCGGUCAAACAUCUCCGCGCCAUUGUGUCAGAUGGACACAUCUCUGGGAUGAUGGUCUACCCAGAUUACUUUGUUGUCUUGGGAGGCAACAACAACCCGAGUGCCGCUGACCAACAGAACAGUAAUGUAGCACCCACUCCCACUCUAAUACAAGAUUUCCCUUUCGAUGUGAAAUUGCAGUUAUCUUGGCAUCCCUUCCUUAGCGAUACAAACAACCCUAAAACGAAGACUUUGAGUUCUUCCAUAGAGAACACUCUGAAGAAGUUAUUCGCUGGUGAUCAAUCGUUCAUUGAUUCAAAAGUUAUCGGAUACAAUGAAGAUCCUAAUGGAAAUCCCCAUGCAAGAAUUGUUCUUCGAUUUAAACCAAAUACAACAGACCCCGAGGAGAUAUUGAAAAAAAUGGUAGAAACUGGUCAUUUGGGAGAGGUGCCCAUCUUUAAUGAUUAUCUGAAUGGUCAGAUGAAUCCAACCCAGAACCCUCUCGUCCCGCAACAUGACGCAGUGCCCCAGCUGAAUGCUACAUCAACCCCUCAGGCAGCCCCUGCUCCAGCUCCUGCCCCCGCUACAGUUCAAGCAGUACCAUCACCAAUGGCUCCUGCCCCCGCCGUCCCAGUCGCGAAUACCACAGUGGCAGUAAAUUCUCCCGCUUCAGUGGCACCUCAAGCCCAACCCGCGGCUGCUCCAGCAUCUCCAGCCACUCCUCAGCCCACAUUACCCCAAGACCAGCCCGUGCCCACCAAUCCACAAAUUCCGUAUGCACAACCUGGCGAGGCUUUGAAUGGAACAAUAAAGUUAAAUGAGUCGUGGUAUGAUUACAUGGGAAAUACCCAGAGUUCAACUUUCAAGAUAUUAGCAGAAGAUAUUGAACAAGCGAUAAGAAACGCAUACGAACCGUACAGGUAUACGGUAACAUCAAAAGUUACAGGACUGAGCAAGACAAAUGAUAAUGAAGUGCUAGCUUCAUUCACGAUCACCUUCCCCCCCGGACAGACCCCGACUCUGAUGCCCUUACAGCAGAUCGUACAGGGGGGUCUUCUUGGUGGUAUCCCCGUUUUUCGUGAUUCUGUCCUGGAAGCAGGCAUGGCCACAACACCUUCACCAAUUGCAUAUGCCCCAACAAAUCCUUCAUCAGCCUGGUCGAACAACUCUUUGUCUCAAGUCUAUGCCGUUCCAGCUGAGAACAUGACGGCUCCUGCAGCUUAUCCCACUGCCUCUCAAACAUUCAAUGCUACAGCAGCAACAGCACCGGUUAUUGAAGCCGCCCCAAUACCUUCAGCAGCUGUGUAUGCUCCGAUGGAGCCGGUGUUCAAUGCUACGGCAGCCCCAGUGGAAGUACCGACUGCUUCUGUCACCUAUGAGCAGAAUACUUCAGUAUCUAACGCUUCUAAUGUGGCAUCUGAUCAGUAUGGGCAAAUAUCUAACAUUCCAACGCAGUCUUCAGGCUUGGGUAAACUUUCCACGCCACCUGGCUAUACGGGAGGACUUAUACCACUACCGGCAGGAAUCCCCAAGUCAUGCUCAGAAAUCCGUGCAUCUGGAAUUGGGUCACAGGACGGGGAGUACGUGAUUCAAGCAAGGCCAGACUGUCACUUGAACAUUAUUUGUCAGAACAUGGACGAACCAAACCCAAUAGAGUUCCUUGGUGGUCCGGAACAAAGAUACUGGCUUUAUUGGCAUUAUGCAAUCCUUAUUAGGCUUUCAGCAUACGACAAACAACACGUAGAUAAAAGAGCUUGCCUUGAAAAUACUGCGGAUGGCCGCUCAUUUAUUCAUAAGGUGAUGGACGCUGGUGUAAGGCAAGGUAAUCCUCUCGUUCAUUGGAAAACCAACAUCAAGCACAUGAUAAAAAACUUCAUCGGAAAAAUGAAGAAAAAGAGAGAGCUGAGAGAAGAUGUCACUCUAAGUACAAAAGCUAUGAAGAUUUACAAAAGAUUUGCGCCGUAAACAGAGAGGAAAACAUGUCACCGUGAAGACGUUGUGUAGUGCACUCUAAAUAUUUUUCAUCUGGUUUAAGAAAAGUUUAGAUGGAAACAAAGAAAAGAAGGAGGAAUAUGAACAUGUAGAUUUUAUUUUCAACAAGCAUUAUUAAUUUUUGCUUAACCUUUCCGAGGCCCGUUUAAGAUUCAAUUAGACCUUAACUUGUUUUUACCCCAUACGUUUCUUUAAACAUAUCUUAUCAAUCUUGUGCACCUUGCACCUGGAAGUCAUUUUGCAGAAACAUUAUUACGCUUUGCGAAACUUUCUUCAAAACUCACUACGAUGAAUUUAUGCACAUUACCAUGACCCUGAAGCAAACGCCGAGGUUCACCCUUUGAAAUCGAAUUUGGAUUUAUUAAUUACUUCACAUCAGUUCAAGUUGUUGGAAUACUUUCAUGGUAGUGAUGAAGCCCUAAUUAAUUAGAUUUAUUUGAAAAAAAAAGUUUGAAUGAGUUUCUCUUGUUUUUAAAAUCGAGUUCUAGCUUUCGAACAGUCUUAGGAAUAACAUUUGCCAUGAGGAAACUCAGCGGAGUUACAUCUACAGAAUCUCACCUGGUCCAAAAAUUCAGGGGAGUCAAUCGUUUCUACAUGAAAAAUAUCAUAACAGUUAACUUCUCAAGUUUCUUUUAAUUGCCCACUUAAAUGAAGUUUACUCAGUUAAAUGUACUUAAAAGUAACGUCUCCAAAAAAAUUUUAAAGUAGAUGAAUAUUGCUAAGAGCCAAGACAAAAACAAUUAAAAGAUUAUUUUGUCUAGAA
Messenger RNA from Stylophora pistillata, 3509 nucleotides. RefSeq lists its product as uncharacterized. The record is from RefSeq and is a predicted model, not a curated record. NCBI's taxonomy places the organism in Eukaryota, Metazoa, Cnidaria, Anthozoa, Scleractinia, Pocilloporidae.